Diplodia corticola is the source of this 2829-nucleotide messenger RNA. RefSeq names its product ubiquitin-protein ligase. Gene Ontology annotation, molecular function: ubiquitin protein ligase activity. NCBI's taxonomy places the organism in Eukaryota, Fungi, Ascomycota, Dothideomycetes, Botryosphaeriales, Botryosphaeriaceae. The record is from RefSeq and is a predicted model, not a curated record. Bases 1 to 2829 code for a protein of 942 amino acids. Gene Ontology annotation, biological process: protein ubiquitination; ubiquitin-dependent protein catabolic process. The transcript has 2 exons.
AUGGAUUACCUCCGCGCGAUCCCCCAGGCAGCCACCGCCGCACGCCAGCUGGUCAUGAACCCGCUGGAACAGCUGGACGGCAUCCUGGGCAAGGUCAUGAACAGCGGCACCGUCAUUGCCGAGGCGACGGGAUCCGGCGGUGCCAACGUCACCAACAACAUCACAUCUGCCGCCGGCAAGUUCAUACAGAGCUCCAUCGCUGCCGUGCCCGGUGCCGCCGCUUCAGCAGCCGCUGCUGCCACCAGCGGCGAAGCUGCCGACGCUGCCGACGGCCUGUUCAACCUGGACUACAUCUGGAACCUUGGCAAGAUCGGCGGCAUCUUCAGCUACCUCACUUCGAGGUGGGCUCUUGCUACCUUCACCGUGGCUAUUCUACUGAAUCGCACCCAAUUCUACGCCUCGUCCCGCAUCCCCUUGAACUUCCGCUGGCAUGUUCGCCUCGCCGUCUACCUCGCCCCAAUCGUGACGUUGAUCUACCAGACUCAAUGCUUGCUCCAAGCUCUUCGUUGCCAAACCUCCCCCGAAUGGUCGCGACUGCGCUACAACGACGCAAAGCAACCCCUUGCUGUUGAUAUGGCGGGCGAGGGCGGCUUGCUUUACAAAGUCAGUUCGAACAUACUCUAUUGGGAGGAUGACAUGGCAUCAUGCCGGGCUGUGAACAUGGGGCACUCUGAAGGCGAGUUCCUGUCACUCAACGGAUCUCUUGCACGUCUCUGGCCUCUUCUCUUGAGCCUUUGCUUGAGUCAAUUCAUCGAAACCAUGUCAUGCGCCCUCCAAGGCCGUCAGCCCAUGCCGGAGACGGGCAUGACCUUGUUCGAACACUCGUUGGCAUUCUCAGAAGCUGAAGCCAUGUUGAUGAAACCUUUCGACCUUGGCAACUCGACUGCCACCGUGACCAGGACCGACGGCACAACCUUGAAAUUGACGCGUGGCAUGCUCCUUCAAGUUCUCAACGUCGCACCCGAAGUUCUUGUCAUGGCUAUCGUAUCAAGCUUGAGCCACUUGAGCAGCAACUUCCUCGCUGUGCUUGGGCUGAGGACCCGCUUCAGACUUGUCAACACGGGUGUCUGGGGUGUCGCCUAUAUGGUCGUCUUCGUAUGGACCUUCCUGCGAAUGACGGGCAUGAUUGGGUCCAUUCCCCAUGACCUUGGAAUACUCCGCAUCCCGACCGUCUGUCUCGUCGGCUUCAUCCCCCAUCUCUUGAUUAUGCUUGGCCUACUCGCCUGUGCAAUCAUUUACGGGCUGGCUUUAGUAGUCACGGCCAUGAACCUCCCCUCCGGAGCCGAGCAGACCCUGACACUGAAGGAGAGGUUCAGGACUGCAUACGGAAACCUGCAAGCCAACGUCCAUUUCUCUGGAAGUACGCCGAUCAGCGUCAGUUGGUCGGACGACUUCUACACUGCGCUUCUAAAGAUUGGCUUCACCGUUCUCACGGCGGCAAGCGAAGCCGUUUUCCUCAAUGAGGGGACUCCCAUCCGCGUCAGCGAGAUGACCUGGCUGGAGAGCAAGAGGAUCGAAGAAUUGGUGGCGCGCAGGGCCAUGGUUCAACGCACCAUUGAUGGAAUCCCUGCUGAACUGCGCGAAGAUUUCGUCGCCGAGGGAGUCAAGGCGAGAGACGUACCAGAAACUGUUACUGGCCUUCGUUCAGGAUAUGCCCGCGAGCGUAAAACGCGCGGGCAGAAAAGCCUGCCCGAGGCCAGGGCCGCCGGGAGGGAUAACGGAGUGGGUCUGUUGCAGCGGCGUGGGCGUUGGAUCAUGACUUACGAAUUUGCCAAAGGCAUCCACCGGCUGGUUUUGGCCAUCCAGGCGCGCGUCCUGCUUUCAGUCAUGGGCAAGCUGAGGAUAACUCGGCGGCCGCAGUGGCUGCUGAAGCUUGCAGGUGUGAACCAGAGGCCUUCGGGAACGAAGCCUUCGAGGAUCAGCCAAAUGGCGGCCGGAUUGCGUUCUCGAGAGCUGGAGUUUUGGUAUCUCUCGCCGGAAGGCAGACUUACUUUGCCGGCGGACGCGAAUGUUGAUGUGGAAAUGGAGACCAGAAGGCGACUUGAACAGAACGGCAAGACCUUUUUUGGCGAGGAGGUCACUGAGGAGUCACUCAGCUCCAACCUGUACUCUUGGUGGAAGAACGGUGGAUGGUGGGGAGACGUUGACUCGAGCGGCGACUACACACUCCCAUCCGAUCAGUCUGAAAACGACGAUACCACGAGUUUCAUUUCCAUGUCAACAGCCACUGGCGAAGAGGACUGGUCCGAUAUAGCCGAUGAAGACGGCCGGCGCACGCCAACUCAGAGGGAUCCUCACGCUGACAGGGGAGAGACGCCUUCAUUCGAGGAUGCCUCGCUGGAUCCGGCCCUACUGGCGCGCCUUCUUGACCCCCAGACAGACGAGGACAGAACCGAAGCGCAGCUGCUCGCCAGUCAUCUCCGCAGCAGCCGUAUCAUGACGCGCUCGCAAUAUCGGAAAGCGGUUGAGCAACACCGUGGUCGCAUCCUCACAUCACGCUACCGUCCCGGGCAUGCGUACUCGGCCAUGACUCCCGAGGAGGAAGAACGCGCGCUUGAACACUACAUCCUGGAAAGACGCAACGCGGCGGCACAACAGCACAGCAGCUCUUCCGGCGCGGACACUUGGGCCACUGGUGCCGACGGCAUGGGCUCCGGUGGACCUCAGUGUGUCGUCUGUCAGGCCAGUCCGCGCACGAUUUUAGUAUGGCCGUGUGGGUGCCUCAGUCUUUGCGACGACUGCAGAGUCGGGCUCGCGACCAGGAACUUCGACUCUUGCGUCUGCUGCCGCUCGGACGUCGCUGCGUAUUCUAAGCUCUUCGUCCCUUAA